CAGCAAUUGGCAUUUUCACGUAAAUCUAUCAAAUUGUGACCGUCACAUGAUUGGCCCUGCCUCGAGAAUACUAUGUAGCGUGCCGACACUACGAACAAGCCAAUUGUUUUUUACUUGGCAGGUUUCGUUCUCGGCAUGUUGUCGGCAUCCCAGAAGUCGGAAGGCCCCUAUGACUUUUCGAUCAUGGGGGUGAGUGAAUAUCGGAGAGAUUUGAAGUACGCUGCGCAUUGCAUCAUGGAUCUUACAAAUGGUGAGUGAAUUAUAUAUCUUAAAGAGCACCAAGAAAUUAACGUUCCUCCCAACAAUCACCAUAUCACUAUCAUGUUGUUUGCGUCGCUUGUUCUUUUCACUGUUCUCCCUGCUGUUCUCGGCCAGGCUUGGCAGCAAUACCUAGCUGGACUUGUACAAACCUUAAACACUGAUGGGCUUACAACGCUGGCUUCUGCGAGUGCUGCAUUAAGUAGCUCAUCUGGUGGGCAGCAAGUGGCGCAGUCACUCUCUACAGGUAACUGGACAUUAUUUGCACCCAACAAUCAGGCUUUCAGCUCCUCUCCUAUCAAUCUCACAAGUGACCCAACAUCUAUUCUGGAUCUCCUUUCGUACCAUAUCGUACACGGUAAUUUUACCGAUCAAACUCCGUCAUAUCCAAACAUCACUCUUGGGCGAACGCUGCUUAAUGAUUCCUCACUCGUUUGGUUGGAAGGUAAUGAAUCCCAGGUUUUAGCGUGGUCGAAAGGAAGUAAUGGGAUAUUUGUGCUCAACAAUGGCACAACUGUUCCGGUCGUGAACAAAACAGCCUAUCAAAACAUCGAAGUCCUUGUCAUCGACUCUGUCCUUGAUAUUCCUCAAAACUUGUCCAAUACUAUUACUAACAGUACUUACGACGUCACAAGCGUUGCGGGUGGACUUUCGUCUAUCACUGUCCCUACCAAUAAUUCGAGUACACUGCUCGAUGUGCUCAACAACGCUCGCGGUAUAACCCUUUUCGCGCCAAAUAAUUCUGCUAUUGCGUCAGCGAGCUGCAUUGGCGGUUUGCUGCCAAAUAAUACUGCACUGAUUGCACUUUUCGGGAACCAUAUUAUUAAUGCUACAACCGUUUACUCGUCAGAAUUUACGAAUGGAAAUAAUUAUACUUCGGCCUCUGGUGAACCGUUCGCCUUCAAGACCAACUCCUCUGGAGUGUACGUGUCCAGCGCCGGCUCCAAUUGGGCGCGCAUCAUGCGGUCAGACGUAUUGACGUCCAAUGGAGUCGUACAUGUCAUCGAUAGUGUUCUUCUCGACACGAAAGUCAACGUUUCCGCUGCUACCUCUGCCUAUCAAUCGGCUACUUCAGUUGCCGCGACGAUGACCACCGAGACCGGCCCUGUGGGCGUUGCGCAUAAUACUUCUGUUGGACAUUGAAAGACUCAUUGAUUCAGACGGACCUCUCAAGCUUGGGAUAUUAUUGUCGAGGCCAGUUGCAUAGUUGCUCAUUAAUGCUUGUUUCGUUUAUAUUUUUCGUUUAUUUGUGAUUCUUCAUCUCACAUCUUGUAGCUCUUUAGUGUAAUAGUAAUAUUGUUGUCAAUCACUGAGUGAAUGUAGGUAGGUUUCGUUCUUCUAAAAGC
This is a messenger RNA of Suillus bovinus, 1604 nucleotides long. RefSeq names its product FAS1 domain-containing protein. Bases 322 to 1401 code for a protein of 359 amino acids. Lineage: Eukaryota; Fungi; Basidiomycota; Agaricomycetes; Boletales; Suillaceae. The record is from RefSeq and is a predicted model, not a curated record. The transcript has 6 exons.